Messenger RNA from Exophiala spinifera, 2166 nucleotides. RefSeq lists its product as uncharacterized. The transcript has 6 exons. Bases 1 to 2166 code for a protein of 721 amino acids. Gene Ontology annotation, cellular component: nuclear pore central transport channel. Gene Ontology annotation, biological process: protein import into nucleus. The record is from RefSeq and is a predicted model, not a curated record. NCBI's taxonomy places the organism in Eukaryota, Fungi, Ascomycota, Eurotiomycetes, Chaetothyriales, Herpotrichiellaceae.
AUGUCUUUGGCACCUUACUACUAUAGACCACUCACGCCUCCAGAGGCUAAUGGCGCUGCUGGUCAGCGUGGACAUGCGCGGAACCUGUCCGCUUCCUCCUACUGCACAGCAGAUACUUCACCUGAGUCGGUGAUUACUGCUACCACUGCAGCUUCGACACCCAACCGGUCUCCAGUUCUUCGUCAACAUGGCCCGACAUUGCUCCCAAAGAUUCGGAGUCAGGACUCUGCCGAUUCUCGACAUACGACUCGUCCAUCUAUGCACCGCAGAACCUUGUCGUACGUCAACAACGCAAAAAACGCUCGUCCCGCAAUGUACAGGAGCGCAACUGAGCCGGUGGAAAAUGCUGCAAUGAUGUCGCCAGAGUCCAAUGCUCCUCACUCCCGGUCAAACUCGUCGAUGCCUUCGCCUUCCAUCUCCAAGGUCCAACUCAAUGUUCCUGUCAAAACACAUUCACGCUCAGCGUCUGCAUCUAGCAUCGACAAUAAUGUGUUGAACCGCUUCGGCUACCCUACUUACCGACAGUUGCCGCUUUAUCUGUCGCAUGACCAACAGACCCCAUCGCCCGAUAUGUUUGCCACGACCUAUAUGCCGUACACGAACAUACCCAUGCCUGAGCCACCUAUGAUCAAUCUGGAAGGCACUUUUGAUAUGCCUAUCGAUCUCGACAUCAUAUCACGCCCUUGCUCCAUGACCCCACCUCCUAUGCUUGCCCAGGCAUCAACGACCAGCAUGCUCUCCUAUCUGAGUCAGCCCACCCAACCCAUCAACUUAGUCCGCCACCUCACAUACCAGACCGGUCGAGGUCUGACCAAUCAUUUCUGGUGGGAUGUCCGGAACGUUCGACCCUGGAAGUCUUUCUCGAUACAGACAAUGGCAAGCAUCCCAGAUCUUCUCACGCUGUUGAACUUCCAACAUGACACAGCGAGCCUGCCUUUCACAAACUCCAACUCGAACACGGUGACGCCGGCAUCCGAGGUUGACCUCGCCAACCUGAUCUCCAAGAUUUACUUCCCCAAGGUCAAUGCAGCCACAAGAUUGUCCCUUGGUAACAACUCUGUUUGCUUGUAUCCUUCACCUGCUCCUACCGCCAGUGGGGUCAGUGCGAAUGCCGCAAAUGUUCCGACCUUCCUCGCCAACUAUCCAACUGACAAUGAUCGAACCCUAUCUGGACUCCCACGGGGACGGGUUGUAGGCCUGGUCCGAUCCUUCGAUCGCUGGAACACGGGGAUGCGAAAGGAGGGACCAGCUCGCAAGGUCGAGUAUUUGCGCACAUUAGCACAUUUGCAGAAAUGUAUGCGCGAUCACAGCUGCAGAUACGGAUUCAUCAUCACCGAGAUCGAACUUGUCUGUGUCCGGGCAGGGUGCGAUGAGCGCGAUCAACCUUACUUUGGGCUCCUUGAGGUUGCUGAAGCCGUUGAGACCAAGACAUUUGCUGUCAAUGGAGGCAACCUUACUGGGAGAGGCGAUAUCAGCAUGACUGUUACACUCGCUCUGUACUACCUUCUGAUGCUCUCCAAGGCUACGCCGCUUCCAGGGGAGCCUGGAAGUUAUAUGGAUGUGGGUGGUUCGGGAGCGCUGUCAAGACAGAGAGUUUGGGAUGGUGGGCACGGUACCGCGGCUGGGGCAAUUGUUAUUGAUGAGGAUGGGGACAUUGAAGAGCUCGGGAAAGAUGGUAAAGAUAAAUGGAUCCCAGAACCGCAGAUGGGCGAGAAGAGAGAAGCAAGAACUGUGCGCGGCUGGGUCUGGCCUAGUGACCCAUGGCACAAGAGGGAAGGAGAGCGUGGCGAAAGGGGAACCGGCAGAGGGAGAGAACAAUUUGUUGAGUUCUACUACAAGACUUUCGAUCACGACCGCACGCAGUUGGCUGCUCUUUACAGGAACAACUCCAUGCUCACUUUCGAAAAGGAGCCUUUCCAGGGAACGCAGUCUAUCCUUGAAAAGUUGACGAAUCUUCCUUUCCAGAAAGUACAACACCGUGUCGACACCACGGAUGCACAGCCGUCGAAUGAACAGGGGGGUAUUUUGGUUCUGGUCACCGGCGCUCUGUUGGUCGAUGAUCAACAACACCCAAUGAGCUACGUUCAGACAUUUAACCUCUUGCCGGAUGCGGGUAGUUACUUUGUACAGAACGAUGUCUUCCGGCUGGUUUAUGCUGCCGGCUGA